Molecule: messenger RNA, 1076 nt
Organism: Owenia fusiformis
Lineage: Eukaryota; Metazoa; Annelida; Polychaeta; Sabellida; Oweniidae
Source: the annotation of a GenBank genome assembly
CAUGGAGAAUGGGACCUUUUAGAAUUUCCAGCUAAGAGAAAUGUAAAGUUUUAUAAGUGUUGCCCUGAACCCUAUGUUGACCUGACCUAUACAAUGGUAUUGAAACGUAAACCAUUGUUUUAUAUUUACAACUUGAUUAUCCCAUGUGGAUUGCUCCUGAUUGUGAGCAUCAUGGGAUUCCUAAUGCCAAUAGCAUCAGGAGCAAGAGCACCUCUGUCUAUCAUGGUACUCUUGUCAAUGAUAGUUCUCCAGUUGAACGUUUCAUCCACUAUACCCCAACAAAGUGAUAAUACACCACUUAUAAGUCAGUACAUUGGUUACAUCCUUCUCAUGAUGUCGCUCAAUGUGAUUCUCACCAUAGGGAGCCUCAAUAUCCAUUACAGGGGUCACUAUGGCAACAGAAUGUCAAACAUGACAAGGAAGGUAAUGCUUGGAGCAUUGGGAUGGCUAGUUUGCAAGACAAAACCAAAAUCAAAAGCAGACAGGAAACAUAUAAAUAAUAUGUUUACAAAUAAUGGACAAAUGAAAACUGAAGGAAAUAUGGAAAAUUUCAAAAAGAGUGGCUAUAGUGGCAACCAAGAUCCAAAUCCUGUGAAUACAGAUGGGAUUGAUGAUGAAAGAACCAUUGACAAAUAUCAACUUGUACAUAAUAAUAUCAAUAAACUAUUAAUUGUUGCUCACGAAAGCAAAACUGAAAAAAGGAGACAAGAAGAAGAAGAAAGAAAAACCAGAGAAGAAUGGAUGAUGGUUGUGAUGGUAACUGAUCGUUUAUUUGCAAUCGUUUUCUUUUUCGCUUCAAUUGUUACAUUUCUUUCUAUAUUUCUCGAUUUAAUUAAAGCUUAAAUAAGCAUUGUUGAUUUUAAGUGGUAAUAAUUCAUUUAAUUUAGAUUUAGAGGUGAAAAUCAACAUUUAGUGAUUGCUGGUAAAAUAAAAAGGUGGACAUGUAUAUACUCUAUUCGCUUUAAUAAACACACAGUAUGUCUCCUAAAGUCUCCUGGAGGAGAUAUUUCAAAUUUCCAAAUCCUUAACCCUUUCCUGACGUGAAUAUAAGAGGAAAAUAUGGGACUGGUGACGGA